AGCCUACUGCUUCCGGGGAGGAGGGGGGGGGGGGAGACUGAGGUGACCCCGGGAGCUGAGGCUGAACCUGAGGCUGAGGCCUCAGAAGCGGCAGCAGCAAUGGGUGCGCACUUGGCUCGGCGCUACUUUUGGGACGCGGAGGUGGAGCCCGACCCUUUGAAUAUGCCCACUUUCCCUCCGGAUUAUGGCUUCUCGGGUCGCAAGGAGCGAGUGAUGGUGGCCACACAGAAGGAAAUGAAUGAUGCACAGCUGAUGCUGCACCAUCGAGAUUACUGCGCACACCAUCUCAUCCGAUUCCUCAAGUGUAAGCGGGACAGCUUUCCCAAUUUCCUGGCCUGUGGCCAUGAGAAGCACGUCUGGGACCUCUGUGAGCACCAGGACUACGUGGGCCGCAUGAAAGAGUUUGAGCGGGAGCGGCGUUUGCUGGAACGACGGAAGCGGCGGGCCAAGAGUGAAUCUUCAGAGCCACAAUAGCCACAGUUAUAAAACCCAGCUCUAUCCCCAUAACCAUGUACCAGCUGGAUAAAUAAACAGUUUUGACCUUC
Messenger RNA from Dromiciops gliroides (monito del monte), 545 nucleotides. It is a transcript of the gene NDUFB7, whose product is annotated as NADH:ubiquinone oxidoreductase subunit B7. NCBI's taxonomy places the organism in Eukaryota, Metazoa, Chordata, Mammalia, Microbiotheria, Microbiotheriidae. The coding region runs from base 100 to 474 and encodes 124 amino acids. The transcript has 3 exons. The record is from RefSeq and is a predicted model, not a curated record. Gene Ontology annotation, cellular component: mitochondrion.